CAGCUCUUGCUGCCGGCGGGGAGGCGCAGAGCAGCGCGGCCGCGGGGCUGUGGAGCGUGGCGUCUGUGCCGGGGCUGGCCUGCGGGGCCGCGCCCGCCCGGACCGAAACUGAAGCCGAAGCCCGGGCCCGGCGGCCGGACCAGGCGAGAAUUUCAGCACACCUUGUCCUACUGAACCUGGCUAGCAUCGAUAAUGGCAAGACUGCCAAGUGCUGCACUGCAUGUCCUGUGGAUCCUUUUCUUCACCUAUUCAACAAGUGAAGUUAUGUCUGCAGGACACGUACGGGAAUUUGCAUGCGUCACUGACUAUGACAAAGAGCUGGUUUGUCACUGGAAGGUGCCUGCAGACAUUAACUGUUCCAGAGAAUUCCUGCUGUACUACAGGAAGGAAUUUCUUUCUAAACAAAUGAGUGUGUGUGUCCCUGAAAAUGAAGACAACAGUUUAAGGUGCACUUGCACAAUAUGUUCGGAUUAUUUUGUAUCAGGCCUCACAUAUAUUUUAACUCUACAGUUCAAUGGGACUGAUAUGUGGAAUUACAGUGUUACGCCAGCCCUGGUUGUUAAGCCAAGGGCCCCCAAAAAUCUUGCCAUUGAGAAAGUUGAAAAUGGUAAUUUCAAUCUGACCUGGGAGGAGAGCUACUCUCCUCCAUCCAUGCUCUCUGGACAGCCGGUCAUCUAUGAAGUGAAAUACUGGAGGAAGCAGCACCCAACAGAGGUUUCUGUAAAAACCAUUAAGUACCAGACAAAAAGCUUUGAAAUUACUGCAAGCUCCUUGAGGAGAGGCUAUGAUUAUGCUGCAAGUGUAAGGUGCAACUAUACAGACUACCCAGCUUACUGGAGUGAAUGGAGUGACAAAGUUGAAUUUCACUAUGAUUACCAAGUAACAGCUGAAGAUGUUCUGCAGAUGGCUGUUCCAGUUUCCUGCAUACUGAUCAUGGCAGUAUCUGUAACUUGUUACUUCUGUUUUACCAAAGUGAAGAAAGAAUGGUGGGAUCAAAUCCCAAAUCCAGCUAAGAGCCAUUUGGUUGUAAAAAAUGUCAAGUUUUCAGUUUUGUGCUACAUUGAUGAAAUUAAGUUCCCUUUCCAUGACUUAAAGCAGAGUCAUAUGGAAUACCAAAUAAGCUGCAAGAAAUGUCUGGUUCAAAGUUUGCCAAGCCAAAGCUUCAAGGGAAAAGAUAACAUCAGGAAUGUUGAGAAAUCUUGCAGUUGCCACAGCAAGUCUGGAGAGUGGUUUCCAAAAGGCAGCAGUGGAGUUUUAACCCCUGAGACAAUUUUGAUUGAAGAGUCUAUAGAAAUCUGUGAAUGUUUAACAGACAUUGAGGCUGAGAGCCAGGAAGAGACUAGUGACCCAAUCACCAUGUUUGAGCCUGAUGAGAACAGUGUCAGUGCUCUCAGAGAACACACUGAACACAAUGAUGCACUAGCUGACAUGUUUCUUGAGCUCCUGGUAGAUGAAAACGUGCAAGACAAUAAAGACCCAGGCAUCAUCACAGGUAAGAAUAAAACCUUUGAGAAUCUCGAGUCAGAAAAUCCAUCACAGCAAAAUCCAAAAGAAAGUGCAGCCCAGAGUUGGCAGCCAUGUGAUAUUUCUCAUACACUCUCCAUUUUUACCAAAGCCUCGCAAGAUGACUACAAUUGCAGUACAGCUAGCAAGAAGUCAGAACAAUCAGAACAAUCCUUUGAAUCUGGCUAUCGGAGCUCCAGCACAAACUCUGCUUCUCUGGAUGCAAGAGAUGUUCAGCACAUGGUUCAUCAAAGCCUUUCUCCGUGCAGUUCUGACAAUCAGCAUGACUUGUGUGUCCUGAUCCAGCAAGCUCCAAAUAAACCAUCCUCUCUGACCAGAAAAGACAGAAUAAGCAACCCUGCACAUGAGAGUUUUGAUAUCUUUGUGUCUCCAUCCAUGGGUUUGUGUAGCUCUGCAUAUAAGAGCUUUGACACCCUUAUCUCUCCCUCUGUGGAGCCCUAUGGUUCUGCAUAUAAGAGCUUUGACACCCUUAUCUCUCCCUCCGUGGAGCCCUAUGGUUCUGCCUACAAGAGCUUUCACACCCUUAUCUCUCCGUCUGUGGAGCCCAGUGGCUCUGCCUACAAGAGCUGUGACACCCUUAUGUCUUCAUCUGUGGAGCCCAGUGGUUCUGCCUACAAAAGCUUUGAUAUUCUUGUGUCUGCAUUCAAGGAACCAAGUAGCUCUGUAUAUAAAAGCUUUGAUACCCUUCUGUCUCCAUCUAUGGCUAACAGUAGCCUGACUGUGUGUUUUGAAAAUAUGUGCUCCUCACCACCUUUGACACAGUUUUCAGAGACACUAGAACUUAGCUGUGGAGAUGAAAUUUAUGGACCCCCUAGCAAUCAGACAUGUUAUACCAACUACAGAUCUCCCUGCACUGAGCUUGAGUUUCAAAACACCUGUUCAGAACAUGCUGAUUUUCCAUCUUCCCCCACACAUGUAAAUGAGAGUGCUUCAGUUUUCCUACCAGAAAAAGAAAUACAUAAGCAAGUAACAUAUCAAAAUCUUCAAAAGAAAGCAAAUGGAAUUUUUUGCCCCAUUGGAUUUCAACCACCUGGUUAUCAACCUUUUGAUAAUGCACUUAAAUGUAAUGGUACAUACAGUGACAAUGACAGUGAGGUUAUCUCUAGGUCACUGUAUGAACCCUUCAUUCAUCUUUUGUACAACAACCUGAGAGAAACCCCUGCAGGUACCAUAAUCUGUGAACCUGACCAGAGGACAGAUGACCAAGUAUGUUUGAUUGUACAGGCUUUUGACUGCAGCGUUGUCCCAGGUUUAGCCUCUAAUGAAAAUGUCAUGCGGACCAGUGAUGGCAGCCUAUGGAUCACCAACUCUACUGAGCUGUCUAGUAAUAGCAAAGAUGAAAAUACCAGCAGAGGCGAACAGCUGUUGCAUUUGUUGGAACAGAACUGUCAGUAUUUUAACAACAGAGAAAGAACUAUGAAGUGGACUAAAGCUAGCAGCUUUAACUGUGCUGGUAAAGGGAUGCAAGAGAGCAACAGUAACAGACUAAAUACUGACUUUAACUGCCAUACGCAUGACCACCUAAGAAAUGCCGGGGAAAAUAAAGAGAUGAUAAAGCAUGCAGUAGGCAGGAGGUAUGGCUCAGCAGCUAGCUUGCCAGAAGAAUCACUGGACAGCGCUGGGCUGAACUUAAAAAGCACAGAGCCCCUGGGCUCAGAUAAGGUGUCGCCUCCUCUUUUUGUGGGUGACUUCUGUCCUGAUUCUUGCACCAUUUGCAGUGAGGGUUGCAGAUUGGCACCUGUAGUUAAAAAAAGCCCAGUAGAAUUAUUGAGGGAAUACAACAGGAAGAAUGAAAAAAAAAUGAAACUUGUACAGGCUCUUGCUCAGGAAGACAACUGCUACAUGAAGGUAGCCUAGUCACUGUUGCCAAGCCUGAACCAAAGUCUUUGGAAAUGAACUGUAUGGCAAAUUGAAAUGUUGCUUUUUCUUCUGAUCUUGCCUGAAACGAGGGCUACUACAAUUCAGAUGUGAGUUCAGUGGGUUGUAACAUUCACACCUGCUGCAGGGCUGGCACCCGGUAUGUGAGGCAGGCCCCUGCAGGACAGCAGAGGUUAGCACCUAAUAAUUUCAGCUACAACUCUUGUCGGGGCAGCAAAGCCAGAGCUUAAGGCUCUCUGGCCGUGAUUGUUCUCUAAAAGUGAGCAGCAGCUGCACAAAGCAGGAGUUCUUAAUGCAGCUCCUGUGGUUAUUGCCCUGACUCUGUGUGUUGCUUGGGAAGCACACAGAGGUGAUGUGGAAGGUGCUGACACCCCUGGAAGUGGGGCCUAAGUGCAGGUCAGAAGGGAAUUUACUUGUACUGGCAGCCUCACGCAGCUUCCAUAAUUUAUUUAUUGGGUGGGGAAUGGAGGAGGAAGGUCCCGUGUGCCUAGCCCCAGCAUGGGUGUAUGUUUGUAUACUUGCUUAAUCAAGACCUGAAAUAAAGAUCACUGUCACUAGGCUUAA
Molecule: messenger RNA, 3966 nt
Organism: Falco peregrinus (peregrine falcon)
Lineage: Eukaryota; Metazoa; Chordata; Aves; Falconiformes; Falconidae
Gene: IL4R
Product: interleukin 4 receptor
Exons: 10
Coding region: 193-3381 (1062 amino acids)
Biological process (GO): production of molecular mediator involved in inflammatory response; cytokine-mediated signaling pathway
Cellular component (GO): membrane; external side of plasma membrane
Molecular function (GO): protein binding; cytokine receptor activity
Source: RefSeq, a predicted model, not a curated record